Poecile atricapillus (Black-capped chickadee) is the source of this 11256-nucleotide messenger RNA. RefSeq names its product ras GTPase-activating protein 1-like. Gene Ontology annotation, biological process: regulation of GTPase activity. The record is from RefSeq and is a predicted model, not a curated record. NCBI's taxonomy places the organism in Eukaryota, Metazoa, Chordata, Aves, Passeriformes, Paridae. The coding region runs from base 279 to 3356 and encodes 1025 amino acids. The transcript has 25 exons. Gene Ontology annotation, molecular function: protein binding.
UUUUGGGGGAGGCGUGGGGUGAGAGCAUGGAGUUGUAUCUCUGCAAGAGUUGCUCCCCUUGCGGCUGUAGGGGGAUAAAGCAGCAGUGCUGGGGUCUUGUGGAAUUACUCUAGGCACUCAGACUUUUAUUGUUCAGAGCCUGUCUGCUGGAAAAAUCUUCUCCUAGUACUAGCUCCACUCCCUGCAGGAGGAGGCGUGGGGAGCAGGAAGUCGUCGCCACCUCCCCGGAGUGCUGCGUACGGCGGGGGAGGUGGAGGUAGGAGGGAGUGAAGCUCAGCAUGAUGGCGGCCGAGGCCGGGGCUGAGGAGGGCGGCUCGGUUACCGCUGCCGGGAUGGUGGGAGCCGUUGCCGGAGCUGAGUCGGAGCACUGUCCCACGUUAUGCCGGGGCAAGGAGCUGGGGUCGCAGGGCCCCUUCCUGGUGGGCUCUGGCGGGGACAGCCUGGGCGCUGGCGGUCCGGCUUUGUGCUCGGCGUUGGGGCUCCUGGCGUUAAGCUCCGGGCCUGCCUCUCUGGCGUCCAGAGACGCACUGUCAGCAACUGAACAAAGGCCGGAGGUGUCCGGAGGGGUGCUGCUCCCACCCAAACCUAGCACUGUUGCCUUUCCCCCGCUGCCGCCGCCGCCACAGCCACCGUCCUUGGCGGGGGGGCUGGGGAUUGUGGAUGAAGGCGACUCGUUGGAUGGGCCCGAGUAUGAAGAGGAGGAAGUGGCCAUCCCGCUCAACGCUCCCCCCACAAACCAGUGGUAUCAUGGAAAACUCGACAGAACAAUUGCAGAAGAACGUCUUUGGCAAGCGGAAAAACCUGGAAGUUACCUUAUUCGAGAGAGUGAUCGGAGACCAGGUUCAUUUGUGCUUUCAUUCCUUAGUAAAACAUGUGUCAAUCAUUUCAGGAUUAUUGCCAUGUGUGGAGAUUAUUACAUUGGUGGACGUCGCUUUGCUUCACUCUCAGACCUAAUUGGUUAUUACAGUCAUGUGUCUUGUUUGCUGAAGGGGGAAAAACUAUUCUUUCCAGUAGCACCUCCAGAGCCUGUGGAAGAUAGAAGGAGAGUUCGAGCAAUUCUACCUUACACCAAAGUGCCAGAAACUGAUGAAAUAAGUUUCCUUAAAGGAGAUAUGUUUAUUGUGCAUAAUGAAUUGGAAGAUGGCUGGAUGUGGGUUACAAACCUACGGACAGAUGAACAAGGUCUUAUAGUAGAAGACCUGGUAGAAGAAGUGGGAAGAGAAGAAGAUCCACAUGAAGGCAAAAUAUGGUUCCAUGGGAAGAUCUCCAAACAAGAAGCUUACAAUUUGCUGAUGACAGUUGGUCAGGUGUGCAGUUUUCUUGUGAGGCCCUCAGAUAGUACACCUGGUGAUUAUUCACUUUAUUUUCGGACCAGUGAAAAUAUUCAGCGUUUUAAAAUAUGUCCAACAUCAAGCAAUCAGUUUAUGAUGGGAGGCAGAUAUUAUAAUAGUAUUGCAGAGAUCAUUGAACAUUAUAGAAAAGAACAGAUUGUUGAAGGAUAUUACCUUAAAGAUCCUGUUCCAAUGCAGCAUCAAGAACAAAUGUUUAAUGAUAUAGUCGAUGGAAAAGAAAUCUACAAUACAAUUCGUCGCAAAACAAAGGAUGCUUUUUAUAAAAAUAUUGUCAAAAAAGGAUAUCUUCUGAAAAAAAGUAAAGGAAAGAGAUGGAAAAACUUGUACUUUAUAUUGGAGGGAAAUGAUGCCCAGCUUAUUUAUUUUGAAAGUGAAAAACGAGCCACAAAACCUAAAGGAUUAAUAGACCUUAGUGUGUGUUCAGUCUAUGGAGUACACGACAGUUUAUUUGGCAGGCCAAACUGCUUUCAGAUAGUAGUUCAGCACUUCAGUGAAGAGCAUUACAUCUUUUACUUUGCGGGAGAAACUCAAGAACAAGUGCAGGACUGGAUGAAGGCUCUGCAGAUGUUUUGCAGUUUAAGGAAAAACAGUCCAGGGACAUCAAAUAAACGUCUACGUCAGGUCAGCAGUCUUAUCCUGCAUGUGGAAGAAGCUCAUACGCUCCCAGUAAAACAUUUUACUAAUCCAUAUUGUAACAUCUACCUGAACAGUGUCCAGGUAGCAAAAACACAUAUCAGGGAAGGUCAGAACCCUGUAUGGUCAGAAGAAUUUGUCUUUGAUGAUCUUUCAUCUGAUAUUAAUAGAUUUGAGAUAAGUCUUAGUAACAAAACAAAGAAAAGUAAAGAUCCAGAUAUAUUGUUUAUGCGUUGCCAAUUAAGCCGAUUACAAAAAGGACAUGCAACAGACGAGUGGUUUCAGCUCAGUUCCCAUAUACCACUGAAAGGUAUUGAGCCAGGAUCUUUGCGUGUUCGAGCACGAUAUUCUAUGGAGAAGAUCAUGCCAGAAGAGGAGUACAGUGAGUUUAAAGAGCUCAUACUCCAGAAAGAGAUGCAUGUAGUCUAUGCCUUAUCACAUGUUUGUGGCCAGGAUAGAACACUGUUGGCUGGCAUUUUAUUGAAGAUAUUUCUUCAUGAAAAGCUUGAGUCACUAUUGUUACGAACACUAAAUGACAGGGAAAUAAGCAUGGAAGAUGAAGCUACUACUUUGUUUCGUGCCACCACUUUAGCAAGUACACUUAUGGAGCAAUAUAUGAAAGCCACAGCAACACGUUUUGUUCAUCAUGCACUAAAAGACAGUAUAUUAAAGAUAAUGGAGAGCAAGCAGUCCUGUGAGUUAAAUCCUUCGAAAUUAGAAAAAAAUGAAGAUGUAAACACUAAUUUGGCACAUCUACUCAGUAUACUUUCAGAAUUGGUGGAGAAAAUAUUCAUGGCUGCAGAGAUACUGCCUCCUUAUUAUUUUUACAGGACAUUGAGAUAUAUUUAUGGAUGCUUGCAGAAGUCUGUGCAAAACAAGUGGCCAGCUAAUACAACAAUGAGAACAAGAGUUGUUAGUGGCUUUGUUUUUCUUCGACUGAUUUGUCCUGCUAUCCUGAACCCAAGGAUGUUUAAUAUCAUCUCAGAUUCUCCUUCCCCUACUGCUGCAAGAACGCUGACGCUGGUUGCCAAGUCUGUGCAGAAUUUAGCAAAUCUGGUUGAAUUUGGAGCUAAGGAGCCAUAUAUGGAGGGGGUAAAUCCAUUCAUCAAAAGUAACAAACAUCGCAUGAUCAUGUUCUUAGAUGAACUUGGGAAUGUUCCUGAGCUUCCAGACACUACAGAUUACUCUAGAACUGACUUAUCUCGUUAUCUGGCAGCCUUGCAUGAGAUGUGUGUGGCUCAUUCAGAUGAACUUCGGACACUUAGCAAUGAGCGAGGUGUAAUGCAGCAUGUUCUUAAGAAGCUGUUGGCUAUUACAGAACUUCUUCAACAAAAACAACAUCAAUAUUCAAUGUCUAAUAACAUCAGGUAGCAGCCUUCUACCUGAAUUCUGCAUGGAUCCAGCAUGUCUAACAUGGCAACUCACACAGGUAUCACUUUUUUUGCUCUUGCCAAAAAUAGCACACCCUGUCACAUUCCCAGUGAUGUGUGAACUAUGCAAAAAAGAAAACAAAGAUUCUGUUAGCAAAUUAUUGAACCAGCAGCUCUUUAAGCUAUCUGUGCAGGAUAUUUGCACUUUUUUCCACUUGGAACCAGUUUUUACAGUCUCUGAGCCUUGGUGUACAGUUUACCUUUUGCAAAGAAAAUGCUGUGACUGUCAUGAACUUUGAAAAUUAUUUUCAACGCCUGCAAAUGCCAAAGUUUUUCUGUCUUGUUGGAAAAGAAUUACCAACUGACAAGGAAGGAUAUGCAUUGUUUUGACAGCUACAUGUAACAGCAUAACAUUUCUUACUGUAAUUUCUGAAUGGUUACAAUUAUUAUGAGUUUGACUUUUUCAACCACUUAAACAUGUAUUUACAAUUUCCAGAGUUUGAUGGUUAUGGUAAGAACAAUCUUUCUUGUAUACUUUUUAUACCAUGCUGUUUCUCUUGCUGGAAUCAUGUCAAAAGAAUAUGCAGAAUGGAUUUUGUCAGCUUUAUUCUUUAAUGUGCCACAGAUUCAGUCUAAAUAAUUCAUCCAUCAAGGACUGUGUAUCCAUCCAAGUAAAUCACAAUGCUUUUGUAAAAUGUUUACAAAAGUGAACAAUUAGAAUUUGGUAAAUUUAUUAUCACUGUAUCAGACAUGCAUGCAUCCAUUAAACCAUUUUAUAACAUAUAUAUUGGUUGGGCUUGUGUGUAAUGUAAGGCUACCAUGAAUGCUAUUUUUAAACCUGAAAAAUAAGUUUUUUUAAAUAAUCAAGCUGCCAAUAGACUCUCCAUAGAAACUAACUUUGUGUUCAAGUAAUAGAAAACUGCAAAAAUGAAAUUUGGAUAACAUAUAUGAUUGGCUAUUUAUCUACUGCAUAUUAAAUGCACUGAUAAAACUGACUGUAGGUAAAGUUGCAUUUAGGUAUAUGUUGUGGUUUGACAUUGACCCAAUGCCAGGUACCCAUGAGAGUCACUCACUCACCGUCCUCUGCUACAGCUGGGCAGUGGAGAAGGGAAAAAAAAAAUUAGGAACAGUUCAUGAGUGAGAUAAGGACUGGAAGAAAGCAUUCAUGAGUGAGAUAAGGACUGGAAGAAAGCAUUUCAAGGGCAAAACAGGCUCAACUUAAGGUUGCAAAGUGAAUUUAUUACUAACAGAAUCAGAGGAGGAUAAUGAGAAGUAAAAUAAGCCCAUAAAAUAUCAUUUCCCCCCAGCCCCUCCCUCCUUCCCACCAACAGUGCAGGGAGAUGGCAUGGGGGUUUUGGUCAGUUCAUCAACUGAGAUUUUCUUCCACUGCUCUGGGAGAGGAGUCCUUCCCCUGUGAGACCAUGGGAUCCCUCCUACGGGAGACAGUUCUCCAUGAACUUCUCCAUCGUGAGUCCACUCUCACAAGCAGCAGUCCUACCGCGCCUGCUGCAACGUGAAUUCCCCCCACGGACACACAGUCCUUCCAAAACUGCUGUGAUGUAGGUCUCUCCACGGGGUGCAGUACUCCAAGAACAGGCUGCUCCAGCCUGGAAGCAAGGGCCUCCUCUCUCCACCGGGUCUUCCACUGGAUCACGGCCUCCUCCAGGCAUCCACCUCCUCUGGCAUGGGCACCUACCCCAUGGGCUGCGGAUGGAUCUCUGCAUCUUCUGUGGACCCAUGGGCUUAAGGGAGGCAGCCUGCUUCACCGUGGUCUUCACUACGUCCUGCAGAGGAAUCUCAGCUCUGGUGCCUGGAGCCCCUCCUUCUUCACUGACCUUGGUGUCUCCAUGUUGUUUUCCCUCACAUGUUCUCACCUCCUCCUCUUCUCUGACUAGAAGAAAAACUGUGUGCACUUUGUUUUGAUUUUCUUCUUAAAUAUGUUAUCACAGAGGCAUUACCAACCUCUCUCAUUGUCCCAGUCUUGGCCAGCAACAUGUCCGUCUUCAGAGCCAUCAGGGAUUUGCUCUGCUGGACAUGGUGGAAGCUUCCAGCAGCUUCUCACAGGACCCAUCUCUUUGUGGCCUCCCUGCUACCAAAAAACAGGCUGUUCAAAACCAAUACAGUAUAUAUAUUUAAAAAAUUGACAGCAUUACAUAUUUCCUAAAACAGUGUAUGAAAAUAAUAUUGUAGUUUACCCCUCAUCAGCAGCUUAGGCACCACACAGCUAUUUGCUCAAAUGCCACCCCACUCCCACCCCCACCAAAAAAAAAGGCAGGACCAGAGAAAAUAGGAAGAACAAAAGCAAGAUAACUCAGGGUUUGAGAAAGAUGAAGAAAACCAGAACAAGUGAUGCAAAGGUAAUUACUCAUCAUUUCCCAGAAGCAAACUGAUGUUCAGCCAGUUUCUGAACAACAGCUACCUCCCUCUCCUCCCCCAAAAAAGAAACCCUCAUCCCUUCCCUUCCAUGGAAUGGAAUAUCCCUUUGGCCAGUUCAAGUCAGUUGUCCUAUCUGUGUCUGUUAGGGAAAUUGGCCUCACUCAGUCGAGGAGUUACAUUCAUACCACCCGAGACUUCAACCACUAGGACUUUGCAGUCUGUUCGUGAUGGAUGGCUCCACUGAACCAAUGGAUACCCUGUGUUGACUCCAGACACACACGCACAGACAUUUUCCCUUUCGGUUUUACCCUAGGUUUCCCCAAGCAGAGUCUCAGGCAGAAUCUAGCAAAUUAGGUUAUUUGGUACAGUGGUGAGAUACAGCUUGAGCUGGGUGCCUCAGGAGAGGGACCUUGAACAAAGAAAUCCCUGGGCAAUUAUACUUUUACAAUCCAAGUUUCCCACCCCUCAUGUGACAGUUUGGUCCAGUAGUAACAUGGUAUGGGUUAGUCUUGUUCUUCAUUGGGUCUCUUCAUUGUCUCUAGGUGAACCCAUUUCUUUUCUUACCCCUAAGGUUGCAUCUUAUGCUGACAGGGGUAGUUGCCUUCCUCGCUUCCUUAUCUUUUGGCCCAAACUGGCUCUGGGGCCUCCUUUUACUUAAGUAGGUAAAAGUUCAGUGUAUCUUGGUGUAAGUUCACAGCUUGCAGCCUGAGGCUUCAGCACAUCUAGUUACUAAUGCUAAAUAAGUUACACUAAGCUACUAAGUUUUCUUUAUUUCUUUACAGUGUCCCCUCCAAACUUCUUACUCACUCCCCAGCCUAUUCCCCAGUGGGAGGCAAUAGCCAAGAGGGUGCAGAGCCUAGAGCUGUGUAGCUGUGUCUAGGUUGUUAUUCUAUACCAUUCACAUCAUCAUUGGGGGCUGGAAGUAAGGGAUUUACUUCUGGGAAGGAGGGGGCGUGGCUUCGGGUGGAAGAAAAAGGUGCCACAUGCAGGGGUUGUGCCAUUUUGUUCCUUUUUCCAGCAGAGCAAGUGGCAAACAGAACAGUGAGGUGGCUCGGGUUGCGGUCAUGCCGCAUUGGGUCAGACUCAGUAAGCAUUUUUGCAUGAAAUCACCCUCUUCCAUAUAGUUAUUAGUAUUGUAGCUGUUACUGUUUGUUUUCUUAUCUCAUUGCUGUUUCCAGUAAAUUGUUCUUAUUCUUAUAAAUGAAAAUGCUAGACUUGCCAAUACGUCAAUCAAUAUAGCCAAUUUGUUAAUUUGUUCAAUAAAAGGUGAGAAAAUUUUACAGUGCACUGGGUGCAUUGAGGGUCUCCGCCCUAAGCAACGCACAAACUCAGGGUUAGAACAGUAGUCUCUUAUAUCAUUCUAGGCACUUCCUGAAAUUUUCAGUUAUUUUCUACUUGCUUUUACUUCAUAAUAAGAAGUUGUGGUUUUUUUGGACAUCUGUUGGGGAGGUGGUCUGAGAUGGUCUUCUGAUGUCUCUCCAGCCUCCCAUUCUUCUAAUAAAAUAUCUUUUUUCCAUUAGCAUUAUUUUUGGUUAUACAGUUUGUUUAAGCAAGCAUAUAUUCUGUUAGUCAGCAUACAUUCUGCAAGCCUUCUUUCAAUCAUUUCACAACCUAAAGCUAACAUGUCUAAAAAUGUCUUUAUAGGGCCUCUUCCUCAGUUAUUAAAAAACUCAAAGUCAGCAUGUUUCAAAAUGCCUUUAUAGAGCUUCUCAGCUCAUGUUGGUCCUACUUCCCCUUUUUAAGUGAUUACAAAUUCUUCCAUACUCAAAAACCGAUUUAUAGAUUGUACUAAUGAUAGUUUAAAACUUAUACUACAAGUUAGUUUAAAGCUUAUAUUAAUUACUUGCAAGUACUUACAAUUUUGUUGUUAAAACAGUUAGCUAAAAGCUUACUGCUAUAUAAUUACCUUGUUAAACUUUACUUCCAUGCCUUACUUUAGUUCAUUUUUUAAAACUUUUUUUAUAAUAAUCCCAUGGUCUGUCUGCGUUGCCCGCAGACACACAUACAUAGGUGGGUGGUAUUCGAUUGACAUGAAUCACAACUUGAUUUCUCACAUUAUCUCAACUCAGAAUCUCCACCUUUUAUCUCUCCCGGAGGGAAUGAGGGGAGGAGAGCGGCUGUGUGGUGCUUAAUUUCCAUCUAUGCUUAAACCACGACAAGGAGGUAGAAGAGGCAAGUGUGAAGCUGUGCCUGGGAAGAAGGGGGAGGGUGGGGGAAAGGUGGUUUUAUUUUUGGGUUGUGUUUCUUUUUAUUUAACUGGCAAUAAUUAAAGUCAUAUUGCCCAAGUCGAGUCUGUUUUGCCCAUAAUGGUAAUUGGUGAGUGACCUUCGUGUCCUUAUCUCGACCCAUGAGGUUUUUCAUGUUAUUUUCUUCCCCUAUCCUGCUGAGGAGGGGGGAGUGAGCUGUUUGGUAGGCAACUAACAGCCAGACAAGAUCAAUCCACCACAGUUCUUACUUGUGGAUCAACCCUGGUAAGCAGCUGUCUUGGGCAUGGUUUUUAUCCCAUAUCCAUUUUUUUGUUUGUUUUUGUUUUGUGUCCCGAAUUGGUCACUGCCCCCCCCCCCCCCCUUCCCAGCUCCACGAGUAUCGCGAUGGGUGAGAGCCAGCCUGGGAUCCUGUGAGGGUUAGGGGGAAUGAAGGGCUGUGGUUUCCUUACGGUGGAGCAAUCGUCUCAGAGGCCACGCAGCGUGGUGCCUCUGACUGGAGAUACUGUCGCCUUGUGGGUUUUGCCUGUUGGUUUUUUGGUUUUUUUUCUUUUCCUUCGGCACUGUGACUGGGCUCACCAGCUUGCUUCUCUGCUCCUCUGCUUGCUUGGGAGCCCAGAGCCAGUGCGUGCUGCGCCGGGAGCCCGCCAUCCCCCGCCAGGGCCGCUACCUCUGUGCGGCCCGACCCCGCGACCAGCCAUUGCCGGUGAGCUAUGCAGGGGAGAGAUUCUCCGCCCAGCCCCCCUGUUUUCUGCCACUAAUUCGGGGCUUCUUGCUACACUUUUAACUCGAUACCACACAUCCGCCCGACCCCUGCGGCUCCUGCUACGGCUACGGAAUUUCUGCUACAUUUUGUUUGCCACCCCAGAGUGUGCUCGCCUCCAGAUGGCUGCUCCGAGGUUCCUGCUACACCCCAUUUUGCCAUCCGGAGGGGCACCAGGACUAACUGCCCCCCCAUAAAUUUGGAAAGGAAGCGCCUUUACUAUCUCUUCCGCCGGCUCGCCUGCCAUUACCCACGUGUAGAGAGGCUGCUGAGCUCGCGUCACAGCGCCCCUGCAGCUGCAGGAGAAUCAUCACACCUGCCCUAAACCACCAGAGAGUAAAGUGCUUGACAGCCGAGAAAAGGCUGUUAUUGGAUUUCUGGUUUUGCUUGUUGUUGCUGCCAUUGUUGUUUGUUUGUCUUGUUAUACAUAUAUAUAUACUAGUAAAGAACUGUUAUUCCUUUUCCCAUAGCUUUGCCUGAGGCCUGGUAAUUUCAAAGUUAUAAUAAUUUGGGGGGAAGGUGAUCACAUUUUCCAUUCCAAGGGAGGUUCCCCCCUUCCUCCACGGGCUGCAGGGGAAUCUUCUCUGGUACCUGGAGCACCUCCUCCCCUUCCUUUUUCAUUGACCUUGGUGUCUGCAGGGUUUGUUCCUCACACGUAUUCUCACUCUCUCACAGCUGCUUCACAGUAUUUUUUUACAUUUUCUUAAAUAUAUCAUGAGGGUGCCACCAGUAUCAGUGAUUGGCUCAGCUUUGGCCAGUGGUGAGUUUGUUGUGGAACUGGCUGGAAUGGGCUCUGAUAUCCUCACAAGCCAGUCCUGCAGCCUCCUCUGCUACCAAAAUUUGCCAUAUAAGCCAAAUACAUUUUACCUUUUGCCUCUGUGGAACAUAUUUAAGAAUUAACUUUAAAAUAUACAUUCAUCACACAAUCUUCAUUUACAUUAAAAAAAAAUAAAAAUGAUUCUUCACACCAAAGUUAUUAUCCACCAACAAAGGUGCAGAAUUUACAGACACACCACCCCUUUUUCUUUCACCACAUUACAACAACAAAAAUUCUCCAGUUAUUCUACUUUCUGGCAAUGUCCGGUCCAAGGUUUGCCUGUUACCACUCCCAAUUACUGUCCUCUAGUUCCUUGAGGCCUAUGUUAGGACCAAUAGUUUUGCAGAAUAGCAGUACUCUCAACUUCUUUUUCAGUUUGAUGCAUGACAGCCUACAAGUUCAUACUUACUAUGUGAUUCCUCAAUAGUAUCUUACUCCCCCAAAAUAAUCAUUACACAGAAAAUCAAGUUAUAAAAGCAGCAUAACCUCUCUGCUUUGACAAACAAAUUCUAAAAGUAGUCCUGCACAUGUAUUUGAAGUGUGUGAGAUAAAUAGAUGAUUCAUGUGAAACAUGUAGAUAUUUUCAGGGUCAGUAGUUAAAAUGGUUUAUCAUGCUCUGAAAUGUGGUGUUUUUUCUAAACUACAUAGGUGUCCUGGGGUGACUGUAUGGUCUGGUAUCCCAUUGUCUGUUUUUUCUGUACAGAAAUGGGUCCUGUAGCUUUAAGCUAGGCCCAGAGAGCAUGAGAGAAGGGGGAGAAGUGCUAGAAUGCUUGAGGCCCUUGUAUUCAAAACAGAGAUAAGGGUUCAGUUCUCUCUGGAGCUCGGAGCUUGAGGCAGUGCAGAGCAAGAGAGAGAUGGAUGGGGCGUUUUCCUUUUUUUUUUUUUUUUCUGGUUUUCCUUGUUAGCUACAGCAAGAAAAUUUUUCCCAGAACUGUCUUUUUUCUGGAACUGUUCAGGUUUUUUUUUCUCUGGUCUGUAACACCAAGACAAUUGUCUGGGGGGCCCCAAGCUGCUCUGCAGCCUGAAUGCCAGGCCCAAGCCCAAGAGGGACUGAGAGACUGAGCAAGACCAAGACACACCCACAGAAGGACUGAACCACAGAAGGACUCUCUGAAUUUGCCAUCUCUUCAGAGCAAGGAGAGGUUUUAUUGUUUAAUAUUAUUAAUUUUCUCAUGUUUGUGAGUACUUUUCUUGUGAAAUAAACAGGUUUUUUCCAUUUUUCUCCAAGGAUAUUAUCUUCUGAACCGGUUGGCUGCUGGAAUCUGCUUUUUUUAGAGGAGACCCCUUCAGGAAGUUUCCUUUCAAAUUUGUCUCAAACAGGGACAAUAGAAAAUAUUAGUCCCUGAAUUGACAGAAUCUAUCACUUCUCUUCUGGUUUAAAGAACAAAUGUCCCCCAAGGAAGGUGGGAACCUUCCUGGAAUAGAAAGACAACCCUGCCCUCUAACUUACUGUAACUUUGCAAUUAUGGGUCUUCCAGGCAUAAAAAAAAAUACAGGAAAGGGAAAAACAGUUAUUUAGUAGACUAUAUAGAUCAGAACAGAACACAACAACAACACAAUAACAGACGUUUUCCCACCCACUACGUAUUGUUUCCCCUUUUAUGUAGUUAUGACCACAACUGACCGGGGGUGCUGGUGGCUCUGGGGAGGAGAAAGUUGCAGUGACCCCCAUUGUGACCGGCAGGGGGCGCUCUGAUGUGAGCCCGGGACCUCGCCGGGGUAAUGGUGGCCUCAGUGAGAA